Molecule: messenger RNA, 1002 nt
Organism: Fimicolochytrium jonesii
Lineage: Eukaryota; Fungi; Chytridiomycota; Chytridiomycetes; Spizellomycetales; Powellomycetaceae
Product: phosphatase 2C-like domain-containing protein
Exons: 6
Coding region: 1-1002 (333 amino acids)
Biological process (GO): protein dephosphorylation
Molecular function (GO): protein serine/threonine phosphatase activity; cation binding
Source: RefSeq, a predicted model, not a curated record
AUGGGUCAAACACUCUCGGAGCCGAUCACGGAAAAGCAUAGCUCCUCCGACGAGGACGAGCGUAUCGCUUAUGGUGCUAGCGCAAUGCAAGGUUGGAGAAUAAGCAUGGAGGACGCCCAUACGACCAUUCUGAAAAUGGGUGGACCAGAGGCUGGGAAGCACAUAUCAUUCUUUGCAGUGUACGACGGGCAUGGGGGUUCAAACGUGGCAAGAUAUAGUGGACAGAAGGUGCAUGGACGUGUAGCACAGGAAGAGGCUUAUGGAAAGGAGGAUUAUGCCGUUGCAUUGAAGGCUGGAUUCUUGGGGACGGACGUGGAUUUGCGUGCCGACGAGAACUUCCAAAUGGACCCUUCUGGAUGCACAGCAGUCGCUGCGAUCAUUACCGACGACUGGCGUAUAUUCGUGGCCAAUGCUGGUGACUCGAGGGCCGUCCUGUCCGGCAACGGGACCGCUGUCCCGCUAUCCUUCGACCAUAAGCCGGUCAAUCCAGAGGAAUCCCAGCGAAUUGUCGCAGCUGGAGGUUUUGUGGAGUUUGGUCGUGUGAACGGAAACCUUGCCUUGUCCCGCGCCAUCGGUGACUUUGAGUUCAAGCAGAACUCCAAUCUGCCCCCUGAGCAGCAGAUCGUCACGGCGAACCCAGACGUUACUGAGCGCAAGUUGGAGGAUACUGAUGAAUUUGUCGUCAUUGCAUGCGAUGGAAUCUGGGACUGCAUGUCCAACCAAGAAGUGAUCGAUUUUGUUCGACAAAAGAUUGCCGAAGGCACGGAUCUGCCCCAGAUCUGCGAGCAGCUCAUGGACCACUGUCUCGCGCCCGACAGUGAACUCGGCGGGGUCGGCUGCGACAACAUGACCGUCGUCAUCGCUGCGCUGUUGAAGGGGAAGAGCAAGAAGGAGUGGGCGGAGGGUAUUGCUGCCAAAGUGCCCCUUGCUAAUGGUGUUGAUGGUGCUGCUGCGGGGAAGGGAAGCGUGGAGAAGGAGUCGACUGUGUCGGAUGCGUCUUAA